GUCCGGCCAACAUGUAUUUAAAUAGCCUUGGAAGUAUUGGGAUUUUAAUAUUUUUUCUGUAAUACAUUGUGUACAUACUCUGUGUGUACGUCAGACGUACUGUAGUGAAAUUGACCAGCUAGUCUUCAGUGAAGUGUUAAAAUUGGAACAAAGAGACAUCCUUUUGUUCCGUUUUGUAGUGAAAUAAUCCUCUAAAGUCCUGGCGGAGUUUGUCAUGAGAUAAUGAAUAAUGUACCUUCGUUAUUGAUUCUGAUGUUUAUCUUGCGAGGACAAAUUUUUCUUCAACUUUGCGGUUGCUUUACUUGUUUGGAAUGAGGAUUACAUUAUCAUCAAACUUUUACUUGAGCGUCAAGUAAAUACUAGGCUAGAAAGUGAAGCUAAUGAACACUCAAGGGAAUUUUUGUUCACCCUAAAAGUUUCACCCUGGACAUCUUGUCCUUGGCAUCAUGGGAUAAGGGGCUGGAACCGAAGCAUCAACCAUGUCCUGUCGACUGACAGUCGAACAAAUCAGUCAAUGCAGACGAGGAUCGGAUAUUGAUCUCGAGGCUUUGUUUCAAGGACACAUAUCUGGUAAAAGAACUGAAGGAGUAAAAAGUAACCCUAUUUACCAUGACAAACAAAAAAGUGCCGACUCAGCAGAUGUCACUGCAAACGACUAUAACAUUACCGUGUACAACAGUUUUCCUCUGAAAAGACAAAGAAAUGUAGAUAUUGGAGAUCCACCUUAUUUACCUUCAGGUGAAGAAAACCCUAACUACAGUUCUAAUUCUGAAAUUACUAAUUCGACUCGAAAGGAAGAGAUGCAGCAUGAAAAUUUGAAAGUUUCCAGGGUUGGGGAUGUUGUGGUCGGCGAUAUAAUCAUCGAGACUGACUACAAAAAUAUUUCACUGAACGAAGAGGAUGUGAUAUCGGAGUUAGAGAAGAUGGCAAAGGGAGAGAAUCUGUGUGAGAACCUGAGUGACAACAACAAUGUGGAAAACUUGAAUCAGAAAGAGAAAGCAACGUUGUUGAAACAGGAAUCAGAGGAGAUCAAGUUGGAAAACUUGCAGGGUGAGAAUGAAAAUGAAAGAAAACACUUGUGGAAUGGACAUAAUGGGAAGCCUGCGAAGAUGAAUGGAAAUUUGAAUCAUAAGGAGAAUUCUGAUUGGCCGAAUAUUGAUGAUUUAGUUGUAUCCAAUGGGACGGGGUCUAAUAAUACCGGUCAGUGUGAGUGUCAGAAAUCAAGUGAGACUGAAUCUUUGAAGGAAAAGAAUGAAUCGUUACCUCAUGAAAAAAUGAAUGGUGUUGUUUCCAAUGGGAAAACGGACUCAAAUGGACUCCAUGUGAAUGGAAAAAUUCCAAAUGGCAGUGUGCAACAUAAUGUAAUUGUCAGUCAGUUGGUUGAAGAGGAAGAAUCCAAGAAAUCCAAAAAAUCAAAGAAAAAUUCUAGCAAAAAGAAAGUGAGAGAGAGGAAAAACUCCCUGCCUGAUCAUAUUUUGAACUCCCUUUCCAUGAAACCCAAGAAACCUAUCUUGGUUCCGGCUUUAUCUGAUGCAACUACAAGCUCAUGCUCUGAUGCAAAUCGAACAAACUCUUCUAUAACUGAGCAGAAGAGUGUGAAAUUUUCCAAAGACACUGUGUUCAAUGAUAACAAACCCAAUAAAUAUCGGAAGGAGAAGGUCAAAGACCCCACACGGAAUAAUGGGACUGUUAACUCAAACCCUGUGUUCGUAGAUGAUAACGGCUUCGAAAUCAGUUUGACAGAUGAUGAAAAAGUCCUUCAUUUUUCUAAUAACAGUGAUACCAAUAGCCAGUUGAGUGAACUGAAUAUCCCUGGUUACAUGAAGGAGUACGUGAUAGAAUCAGGAGACCUCCCUCCCACCACUGCUCACGCACCGCUAUCCCGAGCCAAACUGCAAGGUGUUGAGGACCUGGAUACCAUCACCACCGACAGUUCCUACCGAGACUUUGACCGCGCCAUGGCCAAACGGCACAGAAACAAAGUGAUCCGAUUGGUGCUGGCUUGUUUUGUCUUUCUCAUAGUUAUCGGGGUUGUUGUUUUACUGGUGGUCUAUUUCGGCAAGCCCCAUGCCCAGAGUUGAUGCAAAAACUAAAGGGAGACUGCAUAGUAAUAGAACUUCAAAGUAUACAACAAACUGAGGAUUUCAUUGGGUAUUAUUUAUAAGAUGUACAUAUAUAUAUAACCUUGUAAACUGUAUAUGUGUCUUACAAAUUGAAUGUCAUUCCAAUCUUUUUGUAUUGUAUGUACGUUCAUCUUCAUUGUUGAAUCUGAUAGUUGUAAAUAUGCAUUAAUUCUUUUUGGUGUUCUGAGCCAUGAACUCAAUUUUUGAUAUUAAAAGUGUUUUAUAUACAUGUCAAGAAAAAUAUACAAUAAAUUACCAUAAUGCAUGCAACACAACACUUGCAAAGAGAUUUUGAGGUAUGAAAAAACAACAGUUAAAUCAGGAAUUUUUCAUGGAGAAAGGCAGUAUAUAUUUAUAUAUUUUAGUAUUAGAAAACCCGUGUUAUUUUGAUAUGCAAAAUCCAUUGAAUUUAAGUGCAAUGGAUUUUGCAUAUCAAAAUAACACGGGUUUUCUAAUACUAAAAUAUAUAAAGAAAGAGACAAACAAUUAUCAAGAAAUUGUCAAAAAAUUAGAGCGAUAUCUUGAUAACAAAAAUUAAAUUUUAGUUACAGAUUUUCAAGUUUUUUGUCAAGUUUUGUUGCAAUUAUUUAAUGUCAUUAUAAAGCAGUUUUAAGAGAUUAGCAGCACAGAUGACCUGGGUCGUUCAUCAGAAUUUGGGAUCUAAGCUUUCUUUCGAAGAUCAGAGCUGUGAAGGGUGGUUUUUGUAUUUUUCAACUUUGUUAAUAACAAUACUUAGCAUUUUCACAUUAUUAUAAAUGCACCAGAUCUAGACUUGUUAUAUGCAUUACUACACAAAGAAAAAUAGGGUAUGUGUAUUCAUAAGCAUUUGAUGUAUGUCAUGGCUCAGAAAAAGGUGAUAAUUAAGUCUUUCAGAUAAAUUGGGUUACAUUUCAUGCAGGUCGUACUGUUAAACCUGAAAUAUCUUGGCCAAGUGAACCUCUAUAAAAAGAAUAACAUUCAUAUGAAAUUUUCAUGUGAAUUUUACUUUGCAUACCUAUCACAUGAAUUAGUAUUUUGAUUUUUGCAAAAUUCUUUUUGAAAAUAGUAUAUUCAUAUACAGUAACUGUAAUUCAUUUUAAUUGAAAUUCGACAUGCAAGUACUCUUUCCAUGUAAUAAAACAUAUUCAUAUGAAAUUCAUACGAGAUUCUUGCAUUUUGCAAUAUUGUAUGCAAUGUAUUAGCUGAGGUGUUAAAAUAUUGUAUGAGGGUUUUUGAAUUCAUUUUACUGUCUUCACCAGUUCAGAUUAACUUUGAAUGGUUGUGAUAAAUGAUCUCUAACAGAAAAAUCAUGGGGAAACCGGAAUCAGGAUUUAAAAAAAAAAAAAAAAAAAAUUAUCUUUUUUUUUUUAUACCAAUUGUUGUUAUAAUUUCAGACUAAAAAAAUAUAUAAUGGUAAAUAGCAUUUUGAAAUUUUGUUAAUCAGUUUGAUUUACAAAAAAAAUUGAAGAAAAAUGUACCAAUCCAUUAAAAAUGUGUUUCUUAAAUCAUUGAUACAAACUUUACUUUAUAUCUCUCAAGUUGCCUUGUUUGUAUUUCGAAGGAAAUCCUUUUUAAUACUAAGGAAAUCAUUAGUGAUGAGUGAUUACUAUGAGGAAAUUGAAUUCCUUAUGUUCAUUGUUAGAUACCUGUUGGAGACAAUUUGUAUUGAUGAAAAUCUACCCGAUAUACCGAAUCACUGCUUAGGAAGUAAUCAUUUUUAUGCAUUGUAAAAAGAAAAGUUGUUAAGGAUUAUUUUCCUUAAUUUCAAAAAGUUAAUUGAUUUUUUUUUUGGCUUAGCAAGGAACAUGUACCGGUAUUUAUUUCUGACUGCAUGUAACAUAUAUAAUGUCAUAAAGAAAAUAACCGAUCCCCAUCCCCUCCAAAAUAGAUUAAUUUUGAUUUAUUUUCUCUCAGUAUGACACAAAAACUCUAAGUUAUCAAUAUAAAGAUGCACAAUGUUUUAAGGACCCCCCCCCCCCCAAAAAAAAAAAACAAACCCCAUAUUAAAAACAAAUAUCUGUUAAUAUUUGAAAAUGGUAUAAAAUUAUUGAUUUUUCAUGUGGCGAUCAAGUUUAUCAGGAAUUCUCUGAAAGAUAAGGUGCUAGUUCAGUGAUAUCAAAUCUGUGCAAUGUAUACUAUAUGUUUUUGGUGUGCAUUAACUGGUACACUUACUCGUGUGCGAAAACAUUUACACCAUUGAGAAAAACAUUUUUUGACAGUAAUGUAUCAUUGAUUCACGUCAACUGUUUGAUUUGCAAAUCCAAACUAUUGUAUAUUGAUAUAUGUUUAUAUAUUUGUUCUUUAUACCUUGUUCAAUAUUAUUUAUCUAAUAAAAUCAUGAAAAGAAAAAAAUUCUCUCCUUUAUAUGAACCUAAUCUGUUAGGCCAAGGUCUGCUUUUUUUCUGUUGUCGAUAUAAUAAGUAAAGUUGUAAAUGUAUUGUGAAGAUGGGACAUCUGACAUCUAAAAAUUUUUAAAAUUUGGGGUUACUUGGAGAAGAUUUACAUCUCUGACUGGGUUAUGUGGUCUCUAGACUGGAGAGCUGUACAUCCAAGUUUCAUGAAAAUUAAUUUAUUAAUUAACUGAAAAAAUUUCAAAUUAAAUAUAGCUUUCCAAAUUUAUACAUCUUUCAGAUUCACAUUUCACACGUAAAUAUGCAUAUGCAUGGAUAUAAUACAUAGGGUAGUUGAAGAUUUAUAGCUUUAAAAAAAAUUGUCUUUUUCUAAUAUUUCCCCUUCUGAGCUACCUGCGACAAUUUCAGAAAUGUAAAGUGUUUGUACCCAUACAGAGGAUAACUAAUAAAAAAAAAAGAAAAACCAAGUCUAUAUCAUUUUCCUGUUUACUUCAGGAUUAUUUUGAAAUUCAUACAUUGUCAAAUAAUACAAAUUUAAACAUGUAUUCAUUAACCAAGUUUUAGGUGUAAAAAUAUACUUUUAUAUUGCAAUAUAGAUAGUAUUACAUAUAUUUACCAACACACAAAAUAAAUUUGCUACAUAUGCAAGUUGAUUGACUCUGGCCAACAUUUCAAAUAUGUAAAUAUGUGGAAUGAAAAAGUACUCUCUCUUGAUAUGUUAUAAUUUGUUCAAAGCAUUGGUGUACACAUUUGGAAUGCCUUUUUUUUGUUCAGUUCUCUUAUCACAGCCAAGAACAAUCAAAUCUAUGUGCAUGCCAUUUUAUGCAUGGUUUAUAGGGCAAUGAAUACCAGUACAUUUUCCUAGUACUCGUACUUAAAGCUCGUUGCAUAUGAAAUCUUUAAACUAAGCAUUCCUAUAGAAGAAG
This is a messenger RNA of Magallana angulata, 5379 nucleotides long. RefSeq names its product GATA zinc finger domain-containing protein 14-like. The record is from RefSeq and is a predicted model, not a curated record. Bases 480 to 2081 code for a protein of 533 amino acids. The transcript is spliced from 5 exons. Lineage: Eukaryota; Metazoa; Mollusca; Bivalvia; Ostreida; Ostreidae.